Triticum turgidum subsp. durum (durum wheat) is the source of this 1191-nucleotide messenger RNA. The record is from the annotation of a GenBank genome assembly. Lineage: Eukaryota; Viridiplantae; Streptophyta; Magnoliopsida; Poales; Poaceae.
AUGCUCCUAAAACCCCAGGCAAUCUGGGCGGCUUCCCUCCCUCUCUUCCUCGGCCGCCGCCUCCUCCCCAAAUCCAGCCCUUCUACUCCUCACUCCGGCCGCCGCCUUCCCCUCCGCCCGAUUUGCAAGCGGCGGAUGAGCGCGCAGGCGGAGCCCAGGUUCGCCCCUCUCCCCACAGCGCAGUCCGAACCUGAUGCCGGGGCAGACGGGUACCAGUUCCGGCUGGUUUCCUACAACAUACUCGCCCAGGUUUAUGUGAAGAGCGCGUUUUUUCCUCAUUCUCCAUCCGCGUCUCUUAAGUGGAAAGCUCGUUCAAAAGCCGUUCUAACAGAACUCAAGAGUUUUAAUGCUGACCUCAUGUGCAUACAGGAGUUGGAUGAAUAUGAGACAUUCUAUAGGAAAAACAUGGAAAGUUCUGGAUAUUCAAGUAUUUAUGUCCAGCGAUCUGGGGACAAACGAGAUGGAUGUGGUAUAUUUUAUAAACCAAAAAGUGUGGAACUGUUACAGAAGGAAGUAAUACAUUACAAUGAUUUGGUGGAAACAUGUCAUCUUAAUGAUAAUGUAAUUAGUGCUCCCUCGAAUAAUUCUUCACCAUCAGAAGAAUCUAGUGGAAAGGAAGAUAAUAAGAAACGUGGAGAUCCAAAUGAUCCACGUGUGAGAUUGAAGCGUGACUGUGUUGGUUUACUCGCUGCUUUCAAGCUUGGCGAUCCUUGUGAGCAUAUUCUAAUUGUGGCGAACACACAUAUUUAUUGGGAUCCAGAAUGGAUUGAUGUGAAGUUGGCUCAAGCAAAGUAUCUUCUUUCAAAAGUCUCUGAGUUUGAGAAAAUUAUCGCAAAUAAGUUCACCUGUAAACCUUCUGUGAUCAUUGCUGGUGAUUUUAACUCCACCCCUGGUGAUAAGGUAUACAAUUACCUUUUAUCAGCUAGCGCCGAAUCUACGGACGAAGCCCUGGUCAAAUUGCGCAGCCUGUAUGCUGAGAACGGAGGGGAGCCGGAGUUCACAAAUUGCACUCCAGGUUUUACUGGAACGCUGGACUACAUAUUCUUGUCAGACGGCGGUUCAAUAAAACCUAGUAGCCUACUUCGGAUCCCGCGAGGGGGUUCCCCGGAUGUGGAAGGAGGCCUGCCCAACUUCCACCAUCCUAGUGAUCACUUGCCAAUCGGUGCCGAUUUCCAGGUACUUAGCAGCUAG